CCCCCGCGCCUGGCGGGGAGCAAGCGUCUGGGUGGCUCUGCAGCAGAAGCCAGGUGCCUAUGGCCAGGCACUGACCCCCUGCCUCCUCCCCAUCUCAGGGGGUGGCCUUGGGGCUGCUCGCCCAGGGAAGCCACAGCCCAGGAGCUACAGGAAGAUGGUGUGCCUGCCCGCCGCCCCGCUGGCCCUGAGGAGGCAGCUGGGGCUCUGGCUCUUGGUGGGGCUCUGUCUCAGCGCGGGCUAUGCACUGGAGAAGAAAGUAAUCAAAGGCAAAGUGGGGGCAAAAGUUGGCCUGCCUUGUUGUUAUGAAAUUCCCAGCUCGGAAAGCCUACAAAAUUACCGGGUCUACUGGCAGAAGAACACCACAGAUGUAGUGCUUGCCUACUCAGAAGGGAAGAUGAUCUCCACGCCCAAGAACCGCACAGAGAUGAACGAAACGAACCUCACUCUGUGGAUCUCCCCUGUGAAAAUUCUAGACAGUGGCCCUUACCAGUGUAUAGUUCAGCACCUCAGAACUUCGCAGAACUCAGUCGUUGUGUGUGAAGAGGCUGUCACCCUCUUUGUUACAGCUGACUUCACUGAGCCGAACAUAACAACAGAAGUAUCCGCUGAUUCCUGUGAAUUAACUGAGAUGGUGGUAAGAUGUUCUUCUCAUGGAGGUUUUCCCAAACCCAAAAUCUCUGGGACCCUCAACAACGUGUCUGUGGUGUGGAAUGCCAGCUGGGUGUCCAAGUCCAGCCUCAGCCCGUACAAUGUCACUGGCACACUCUGGCUCAACGUGACCGAAGACAUCAGCAUCACUUGCUCCAUUGAAAAUGAUGGCUUUUCCAAGUCCACCAGUUUGUUUCUGAAAAAAACAAAUGAGUGCAUUGUCCCUACUGUGCCUCCAUCUUAUAAUGUCAUUACUGCUUCAACUCUCAUCAUUAUCAGCUUCAUUGUGGCUAUCGCCCUCACAGCAAGAUACCUCCAAAGGCAUGUCCGUUCUCGUUGUUGUAAGCCUCGGGAUGCAGUGGAAGAGGAUGUGAAAGAAUGUAUGAAGCCACCCUUGACCUCUAAAAUGACAUCUGAAACAUCAUCUGUAUGACCAGAUCACAUUUGCAGGUUUCCCAUCCUGGGUAUUCCGCGCUGCAGUCCCCACCGUUUGUUGUACAGCAAUGCUUAUUGCGUUGACCCUUUGGCUCUCUGGAAGGGGAUGACAGCAGCAGUAAACUCUGCUUAAAGAAGAUUUACAACAUAACUUCGUGAGAAUGAACACAAAAACCUCACCUACUCCACAGAAGCUGUGGAGUGGUCUUGUUACAAUGAGAUCGCUGGAAUUCUGACUGGGAGGACCCUCUGUGUUCCUGCAACAGGGCAGAAGAAAAGUGUCGUUGCCAUUGACACACGAGUUCAGGAGUUUGGGAUCCUCUGGCUCUGAUGCUGCCUCUAUGAAAACUGGGGAGCCUGCAGAGCCCUAGCAGGUAGCCCACGGCCACCUACCCCUUCAGUCACGCAGAGCUGGCCUUUGGGAGACCCCAGACCCCAACGCAUGAUCUCAAGUCAGGCUGUGCCCUCAUGUUGUGACUGGGAGCAGCUAAAACUUUUUAUAUUUGGCCUCACAUGGGUAUCUGCCAGUACUGUUCUCUGCUGGAAGACUAUGGAUUUGGACUUGACCCUUACACAUAUAUGUGUUGUUUCUCCCCUGAAGAGGCAAUAAUGCACACACUUUUCAUGAAAAAGCACCUUGAGGUGGGACUAUAUGCCUCAUGCUUAUUUUCAGUGCUAUGAGACAUUUUAGGGAAUGACACAUACUGACGGCACACCUAACAGCUAAGUAAUAUUGCUUACCUACAGCAGCGGCAGAAGUUCUCGUAACCUUUCUCUCCUGAAAGGAUGGCCUCACCAACCCAGGUACCAAGCUAGAACUCCUCCAAAUAAUUGCUCGGAGACAGAGGAGCGUAUCUGACACGGCACGGCCCACUGGUGGUGGUGCGUGCGACCACACAUGUGCACGCCUUCGUGCAUACACGUGUAGAAGCUGUUAUAUGCAUUCCUCCCUAACCACACAAGUGUAAAGCCCCAUUUAACUUUCUGUAACACUCAGUGGUUUUCUCACAUCUGUCUGCUGUAAUGAAAUGUAACUCAGGGCCUUUCUUCAUUAACAUAGGUCUGCUUUUGUUCCUACAUUUGCCUAGGAAUACUUGUAAAGGUAGGCUCUCCAGAUCUUGGGAGUCUCUCACAGGGACGUAGCGAUUUACUUUGUGUUGAAUGCCACUGCUUUCUGCCAGCGCGUUCUCUCUACCCAGCCAGGACUUGAAGAAAGUUCCCUACAGGAUGCCAACGUUGGAUAGGACUCAUCUGAUCUGGGUGAUAUUCUUGCCUACUGUGUAGGAAAAAGUGCUUUCUCAUUUUGAGGGGAAAAGAAGAAAAAGCCCCAAGCCCCAACAAGCUUCCUAAGCGACCCUGCAUACGAAUCAACUCAACCCUGCCCUGAAUUUGACAGGGCUUUUUUUUCCCUCUUGCUCUGUCCUACUGCAAGCUGUGCCCGUUCCCUUGCUGCUCUGUAUAGUCAGCAGGGCAGACCAAAGUCUGAGAGCACUGUGCCAUCGAACUUGUAGGACGUUUUGUUGCUUGAGCUGUUUAUCUUGCUAGGACACAGCAAAGAAAUAUUCCACCCAUUUCACUUGUUUCUAGCAGGUAUGCACUGAGAGAGAAAUUGCUGGAGGAAACAGGAAGACUAAAAGCGGUUUAUAGAGGAUUGAGCUAUGAGAGGAUAAGGGAUCGAGUUGCUAGUAAAAAAUAAGACACUGUUCCCUUUCUACUCCUGCAGAGUCAUGCUGCCCCAUCAGCUUUUUUACUGCUUUCUCAUUGUAUGAAGUGAAAGGAGAUAAGGAAACAACACUCAUUGCAGUUGUGCAUCCUGCUUGCAAGCAGAACACAGGUGACACAGAAAGCAGUGUUUCCAAAAGGCAGUCCAAUCUUAUUGCCGGAUUUAUUGUACGGGCAAUGGUUUAUCGUACUUCUCAAGUUCUCUUGCAGUCUACACUUGUUCUUUCCAGCACAAACUUGCAGGCUGAAACACCCUCUUCUGGUAUUUACUUUGCUCAUUUCCAACGCUGCGUUACCACCUCACCAGCCACACCGCAGCUCUGACAGUUGUCCUGGCACAAUGUUUUCCCUCCAACUAUCCCAUGCUCGACUGCUGCCCCUGACCAGUGACUGCGCAGCCUUCUGGAGAAGGGCUUGUCUUCUGCACUGCGCCAGACCUUUCUACAUCAGCAGAGACUCCUGGGACGCUUUAAGUAACUCCUUCUGAAGGAAAUGAAAAGUUUCCCUGAUAAAUAUGUUUAACAUCGGUUUGGUUUUAUAUCCUUGGUGAAGAAGUUAUUUGGUCUAUUUGUUUCUUAAGCACUUGUACUCUGAAUCAUGUUUUCUAUUGCCUUACGCAGUAUUCAGUGAAUUGCACACAAAUGGUUUCUGUGAGACCUUUACAGCUUAAUAUCUGGGUCUUUGUACCAGGUGAGCUGCUCUGUUUAUCACAGGUAUUUUGUAUAUAACUUUUUUUUCCCAGGGUUCCUCCUUUAAUUGUAGUAAAAAAUAAAUGGUAAACUCAA
Molecule: messenger RNA, 3590 nt
Organism: Columba livia (rock pigeon)
Lineage: Eukaryota; Metazoa; Chordata; Aves; Columbiformes; Columbidae
Gene: CD80
Product: CD80 molecule
Exons: 7
Coding region: 155-1081 (308 amino acids)
Biological process (GO): T cell costimulation; positive regulation of T cell proliferation; immune response
Cellular component (GO): external side of plasma membrane
Source: RefSeq, a predicted model, not a curated record